Molecule: messenger RNA, 2124 nt
Organism: Rhodamnia argentea
Lineage: Eukaryota; Viridiplantae; Streptophyta; Magnoliopsida; Myrtales; Myrtaceae
Product: protein IQ-DOMAIN 31-like
Exons: 7
Coding region: 173-1807 (544 amino acids)
Molecular function (GO): protein binding
Source: RefSeq, a predicted model, not a curated record
ACUCAAAAGCGCAAGACAAUUUACAAUCACAGUGAGCGGAGCGGUCCCUUCGUUCUUUCGGACACACUUCACUUCUCACUCUCCAUCUUCGUUCUUCACUGUAUCACCAGUAGCUCCCUCUCUCUCUCUCUCUUGAGGCUUCUGCGUCGGUGGUGACUAGGACUUGUAUUCAAUGGGUAAAUCGGGAGGCAAAUGGAUCAAGCAAGUACUCUUUGGAAAGAAAUCGUCCAAAUCUAGGUUGGUCAAGAAAACCAUGACAGAAAAAGAGCCAAUCACAGCCUUUGAUGCAUCAACUGAAGAUUUGGCUCCACAAUCUCACACUCUUCCAGAUGAAUUGCCUCUCACUGGCAAAAGGAUGGAACAAAGCUUGGAGUUAGAAAAGGGAGAUAUUCAUGACGUAGGGCAGAAUGCAGUUCCCUUAUUGGCUGGCCUGGAUAACGUGAGUUUUGAAGGAUUAAACAUGAGUGCUGCUGAGAUAAUAAGACAAGAAAAGGCUGCUUCAAAAGUGCAGGCAACUUUUAGGGGCUACUUGGCACGUCGUGCAUUUCGUGUUCUAAAGGGCAUAAUUAGACUGCAGGCGCUUAUUCGUGGACACCUAGUUAGGCGACAAGCGAUUGCUACUCUAGUCUGCAUGCGGGGCAUUGUCAAUCUCCAAAGGCUGAUUCGUGGUCGAAAGGAUACAUAUCAUGUGAAGACAUAUGGGAUAAGUACUAACUUUAAGCCAGAGAAGCUACUGAAGAAUUCUUUCAUCUGUAAGCUUCUUUCCUCUACUACUGCUAUGCCCCUGAACAUCCAUUAUGAUCCGGUUGAACCAAACUCGACUGAGAACUGGUUGGAAUGCUGGUCGUCAACCCGCUUUUGGGAACCUCUUCCACAACAAAAGAAAGCUGCUGGGUCGAGGUUUCAGAAGCACCAGAGCAGCACUACAUCUGGAGAAACUGAGCGAAACAGGACAAAGCGUGUUAGCCGAAGAGUUCCCAUUUCAAAUGGUGACAAUUAUUCAGUCAAGCCUGCAAUUGAUAUUGAGAAGCCUAACCGUGGACCGAGGAAAACUACAAAGCAUAAACCAGAACAGGUGCAAGAACAGCCUCGUAAUGAGCUUGAGAAGGUAAAAGGGAAUUUGAGAAAAGUUGCUGCAGCCAGUAAAGAGGCUCAUGAAAAUCCUGAAGCUCUGCGAGAGAAACCAAAGUUAACUCUCAUGGAUUUGACCUUCCAGUCUUUGGAUGAAGAUGACAAAGUUGUAGAAGAUGGUGCUGAACUACAUAUUGUUGAAAAUAUGGCAGUUGUUGGAGAUUCCUCACUAAUUCAGUCUGAAACUCCUCCAAAACCUGUGUCUGUGGGUGAGUCUGUCGAUGUGCUUCUUAGUGAUUGCCCUGCAGUUGAGGCCCAAUUAAUAAAUGAUGAAAAGGGUGAUGAAACUUUGGCAUUACAUGAGGGGACGACUCCGAAGGAAGAUAACACUUCCAAGUUGAGCCAGAAGACCAAGAGGAGGAUGUCUUUCCCAGUGAAACAGGAAUUCUCAGACAACGUUGCAUUGAAUACAUCUAUGUUACCCAGCUACAUGGCUGUAACUGAAUCUGCAAAGGCAAAGCUGAGAGCAAAUGGAUCAGCAAGGAUCAGUCAAGAUGGGGUUGAAAAUGGUUUUGUCAGGAGGCAUUCUCUGCCGUCUUUGAACGAUGGAAAGGUGUCCUCAAUGUCACCACGCAUGCAGAAGCAAGUCCAAGUAAAUGGAAAAGUUGGAAGCAGAACUGACAGAUCUUUGUUGUCGUCUAAAGAUAGUAAUGAAAAACCAGGAUGGAGAAGGUGACAGGACUCCUCAAAGCAUCGAAGGGAUUGGUGGGAGAUUAAAUUCCUUAUGUGUGGAGCGCUUCCUCUUUCUUUAUAUUUCCUUUCUGUCAAUGUAUAGCCAUACGGUAGGUUAUAGCAUGUCUUCUUUGUGUGUACCGAUGAUGCUGAGUUAUCUUUUGCUUUAAGGUUCUGAUAGAAGUUGAGAGUUGGAGAUCUUAAGGUUCGUGCUCAAUGGAGAACUUGUUUAAUUCUGUUUAUUUCCUUGGAGGUCCUGUACACAGUUCAUGGAACAACUGAAAGCUUAUGUAUUUGAAAACUUUCCUCUCCUUUUGUUAA